This is a messenger RNA of Pelmatolapia mariae (spotted tilapia), 3543 nucleotides long. Its product is annotated as adhesion G-protein coupled receptor D2. Lineage: Eukaryota; Metazoa; Chordata; Actinopteri; Cichliformes; Cichlidae. The record is from RefSeq and is a predicted model, not a curated record. Gene Ontology annotation, molecular function: protein kinase activity; G protein-coupled receptor activity; ATP binding. Gene Ontology annotation, biological process: cell surface receptor signaling pathway; protein phosphorylation; adenylate cyclase-activating G protein-coupled receptor signaling pathway. The transcript is spliced from 25 exons. Gene Ontology annotation, cellular component: plasma membrane.
AUGGAAAUUUUCAUCCUGGAGCAACUGCGAGGCUUGGAUGCAGAUAGGUGCAACACUGUGGAAUGGAACGACUUUUUCGUCGACGGUAACCACAUCUGCUUAAAUUUUGAACUCCUCAAUCAAAGCCUGUGGGAGUACAUGCAGGACUGGAAUAACCAGGGUCUCCCAAUAAGUGAAUUGAGGCCAGUGUUACAUCAGCUCACAAAUGCUCUGUCCCACCUGGGUUCUUUGGGAAUAGUGCAUGCUGACCUCAAACCUGGAAACAUAAUGAUUGUGGACCGCGAUGAAUGUCCCAUCAAAGUCAAACUUAUAGACUUUGGCCUCGCAUUUCCUGCGUCUACAGUGAUUCCUGCCUUUCUCCUGGAAACCAUCACCCAGGCUUGUGAUGUAUCCUACUAUGCGUAUGUUCCUGACAGCCUGCAGUGGAACAGUGCUGGAGAAAUGUGUAAGCAGCGCUCUGGGGCGUUAGCUACUGUCUCCAACGCAGAAGAAAACCGGGAGCUUACCAAAUUUUUAAAAUCCUUGAACAUCUCUCAGUCUGUGUGGAUUGCCAAGAAAGUCAUAACACGCAUCACAACGUCCUCCAAGACCCUCAUUCUAAAUUUCACUGGGCGCUCUAACAGGAAGCAUGCCCGUCUUCUGUACAGCUUCUCCUCCAUGGGAUCAUUGACUGUUUGCACCCUUCUGCGCUUCAAUCCGCACUGCUCUGGACGUUCCACAGUCUUUUCUUAUUCCAUUCCGUCAUAUAUUAAUGAGUUCCAGCUCCGUGCAAACCUGAACCAGGGCAAGCCUGUGCAGCUGGCUCUGCUCGUCCAUGGCAUUCACGGGCCUUACCAUGACGCCUUCAACUAUGAUGACUCCUGGCACUCUGUCUGCGUUUCUUGGAGCCAGAAUGGUGGACGCUGGGCAAUAUAUGCUCAUGGUCACGUUGUGUCUGCGGCUGAAGGCCUAAACAGUACGGACAGCAUUGGACCUGAUGGCCUUUUCAUUAUCGGGCAGGAGCAGGACACCUUUGGGGGGUCAUUUAAGAGUGACGAAUCAUUCUCGGGGAGCAUAACAGAACUCCACAUUUGGAAUCGGGUACUGAACAGCAGCGAAAUUUCCAGCAUGGAAAAGAAGUGCUCACUUGUUUCCUCUGGGCUGGUGUUCAAGUGGAGCGAAGCAGCAAUGGAAAUAGAGACCUCCCUUACAAAGCAGUGGAGUGACAGCCCAUGUCAAGAGAGCCAGAGAACCGAUGAAGAGUGCGGCAUUUUUGACCCCGUCACGGAGCAUUCCCGCCUAGCCAAAUGCAACUCCUCCAGAGGAGCUGUCUGUCAGUGUAGGCGAGAGAAGCUGGGUGUUUUCAGUUUACCAAAGACACCCUUCUUCAGGAGGCUGAACAAGGAUCUCAUCAAUAAACCUGUAACAGGGGGGGUGGGUGCUAACAGCUCCUGGGACAAAUUGACCUUGCUGCAGCAGCUGACCCAAGCUGUCCUACAUAAAAUAGAGGCAAGUGGCCCGCUCCUCCUGACCGCCAACGAUGUUCUCUACCUCUCUCAGAUGAUGGACGUAACUCCACCAGCUAGAUUUCACUCCGCCGGAGAUAAUGCCACAGAGGUCAUGGUGUCCAUUGCCACCAACUAUCUAAAUAUUGCGAGUCUGAUCCUGGAGCCACGCAUGGCUUCACAGUGGAUGGGCCUGACGGAUGAUGGGGUCAACAUUGGCCCAUUUACGCUUGUCAAGACCAUUGAUAAGUUCACUGAAGCUUUUGCAGAGAUGCUUUGUACUAAGGGAAGAAGCUUGAGUCUUUCUACCAAGAAUAUAGAUGUGUACAUGAAGUGGCAGAAGCUGUCCCAGGAGAGCUGUAAUCAAGUCUACAAGCCAUCUGCGUUUGGCUCUCACAAGCCCAGCAGCAGUAGCCACGAUGAGUUACUCAUUCCUGAGACCGAGCUCCAGAGGAUACACACACUAGGAUAUGAGGAGGUGAUAUUUAUUCAUACCCAUUACAACCAGCUCAGUGACAUUGUAUCAGGAACAAAGGAGUCUGCACUGAGUGACCAAGAGAAAGUGAAAAGAACUCUCCCAGGAGAUCUAGCAUCGGCUAUCAUAUCAGCCACGGUCCGCCAUGCCUUGAACCCCGAAACCAUACCUGUUGCUGUCAAGUACACCCUUUCAUCAUCACAGGUGGUGGAGUAUUCAAAGAGAGUUAUUCCUGUUUGUGCUUUCUGGAAUUUCAGCCUGACGCACACGAAUACCAGUAGCUGGUCCAGUGAAGGCUGCACAGUGAUCCUUGAUGGUUCUAAUGUCACGUCCUGUUUGUGUAACCAUACAACAAACUUUGCAGUGCUGAUGAAUUACCUCGAAUCACAGUGGAGUCCAGAGGAAGAGCUUAUUUUGACCAAGCUGACAUUCAUUGGCUGUGGCGCAUCUCUGUGUGCUCUGGUGGUGACCUUGAUGCUGUUCACUGUGCUGGAUAUCCCCAAAUCCGACAGGACAUCCAUUCACAAGAACCUGUUCGUUGCCCUUAUCUGUGCCCAGGUGAUUCUGCUGUGCAGCGGCUCAGCCAUUCACAACAAGGUGGCUUGUACGCUUGUGGCGGCGCUGCUCCAUCUCUUCUUCAUGGCGGCAUUUAGCUGGAUGCUGGUGGAGGGUCUGCUGCUCUGGAGCAAGGUGGUUGCAGUCAACCUAAGCGAGGAGCAACAUAUGAAAUAUUACUAUCUCAUCGGCUGGGGUCUGCCUGUGCUGAUAGUCACCAUCACACUAGCGUCAGCCCCGAGCAAGUACUCGGCUGAUGACUACUGCUGGCUCAGUCUGCAGAAUGGCAUUAUUUGGGGUUUUGCUGGGCCUGUCAUCUUCAUCAUCAUGGUGAACAUAUUGGUAUUAACCAGGGUUGUGGUCAUCACAAUCUCCACAGCCAAGAGAAGGUCCAUCAUGUUGGCCAUGGGAGCCAGUCCCGUGGAGCAAGCGUAUGAACAGAUCAGGGCUGCAGUGAAAGCAGUGUUGGUGUUGCUGCCCAUCCUUGGACUGACGUGGCUGUGCGGUGUUUUGGUACCUCUAUCCAUUGUAAUGGCCUACGUCUUCAUCCUCCUAAACUCCCUACAGGGCCUGUUCAUCUUUCUGAUAUAUGGGGUGUACAACACAGAGGUUCGAAGCACGGUCAACAGGAUCAAGGAGAGGAGAAAAGCGCUUAAUUUUUCAAACUGUGCCAGUUCCCGACCAUCCAGUUCAGUUACCAACUCUCGUCCUGUCAGUUUCCCACUUGGAACAACUCCAAGCCAGGAAGAGGAAGGCUAUGCUUGCAGCACCACGCUAGGCCCGGCAAUGCAGGAAGAGAACAGCCAAGGUGAGCUCUGACUCCAGCCUCUGCAAUGUUCUGAAGACAGUUAAGCUUUACAGCUGCAAACUUUGACCCCCACAGAUGAGAAAGAGCUGCCUGCUUCAGAAGUGAAUGCCUUGCCACCUGGCUGCAGUCUUCAUGUUCCCAUGGACCUUGAGUUUUCAGCUUCCUGUUUCCCCCGCAGCCCUACACCUCAGAAAAGCUAUGAUCUUGUUCACAUAGACUGA